CAGUGUAUAAUAAAGAACGGUAGUGAUGUACGUAUAGAAUAUAAAAUAACUCACCGCAAUUUUACAGAUUUUACAUUUAGUCUCAAGAAUCUACGUCAGCAUGACCAAAUCUCUAAUGACUUGGAGACAUAUGUAAUGUUCGUGAACCUGUAAUAGUUGCAUUUGCUAUGGCAACAAAUUAUGUUUACAGGACAAUGUUAGCAGACGAUGCUUUAACGUUUUAAAUACAUGGAGAAAUAUAAAUUGACAUAUUUAAACCGACCAAGUUCUCACUGCUGUAAUCAAUGACGUACAUAUUUUAAAAAUUCACGAUGUCUAACGCAACGAAUGGUGAUGCUGAAAAUUUACCAGAAGAACUGUCUCAUGCUGAAGUAAGGAGGGUGGAAGAAUCAGGAGCAGCAGGCAAAGAACAAAGACAGGAAGAGAAAAAAGUUCAGGAAGAAAUUCCAGAAAUAUUAAAUUCUGAUGAUUUCAUCUCUAAACCCUUCUUAAGUAAAAAGUGCACCGUGCCUGAAGCUAUUCUCGUUUUCCAUCAUUCCUUUGGUUAUGAUUGUCAACGAUACUUCAACUUGGUACUCUUAGAAGAAACGAUACUUGCAUUUGCCUCUGGAAACUUGAUACACAUUUUUAAUGUAGGCACUAAUGAAUUAUGGUUCAGGCGAAGUGCAGGAGGUGGAGGAAUAGGUCAUAUGGCUAAAAAUCCUAACCCUGCAUAUCAGCAUCUUGCAGUAGCUGAAAAAGGUAAUCAUCCAUUGAUAAUAAUUUACAAUUGGCCAUCACUUGACAUUGUAUGCUUGCUGAAGCAAGGUGCUGAGAAAAUGUACUGCCAUAUAAACUACAGCCCAGAUGGGGAGAUGCUCUGUUCUCAAGGAGGGGCGCCAGAUUAUCUGCUGAUUGUUUGGAACUGGAAGGCCUCUAAGAUAAUAUUGUGUUGCCAGUCCUGUUCUAAUGACGUGUACAAGGCAGCAUUUGCCACCUCUGUUCCUGAUCACAUUAUAACAUGUGGUGUGGGGCAUAUUAAUUUCUGGAAGGUGGGAAGAACCUUUACAGGCCUUAAACUUACAGGAUCACUUGGAAGAUUUGGGAGGACAGAGAUAAGUGACAUUAUAGGUUUUCUGACACUUCCAGAUGGAAAGGUAAUAUCUGGCUGUGAGUGGGGCAAUAUGUUGUUAUGGGAAGGAGGACUGAUCAAAGUUGAAGUUUCAAGAAAAAAGAAAAAGCAUUGUCAUGCUGCUCCAAUUACUCAGUUUGAAUUUGAAAAUGGUGAUCUCACAACUGUUGGGUUAGAUGGGUUUGUAAAGAUGUGGUACUUUGAAACAAUUGAUGCAGUAGAUCCACCAGAAGAAAACCGCUUUUUUGAGCUAGAGCCAAUGAUGGAGAUUGAAAUUAAGGAUGCUGACAAUCAAGCUGCUCUCAUGUGUGUUGUCAAGAUCUCAGAAGAUCCUGAAGACACCUUCUGGUAUGGUCAGGAUGCCAACGGUGGCAUAUGGAAAUUUGACUUGAACAUCAAGAGCUCUCUUCGGCAGUCUCCCGAGCAGCUAUUGAUAUGUCACGCAGGACCAGUAAUGGACAUGGCCGCUUCACCUGUGGAUGAACAUCUUGCAACACUUGGAAAGGAUGGCAGACUCUUCAUUUACAAUUAUCUUGAAAAGAAACUUCUCCUUGUUAAGAGAUUUCCUGCACAGGGCUCCUGCCUCCUCUGGCUGCCACUGCAUGCGUACAAUACAGAAAGUGUACUGGUUGCUGGAUUUGGUGAUGGCGUAGUACGAGUUGUGGUUGUUUCCUUAGAAGAAAUGAAGACUGAGCCAAGCUCAAAGGAAGAAUUCAUAACAUUAAUUCAGGCUACAAAACCACAUUCUAAACCAAUUACAGCAAUGAGCAUGAAUGGUGAGGGAAACGUGUUGGUUACUGGAAGUGAAGAUUGUACAGUGUUUGUGUAUCAGAUUGCACAGAGCUUAAGAUACAUCUCACUGGUACCUAUAGGUUUUGUGACCAUGCCCAAUGUGGUUACAUUCCUCAGCUGGAAACCUCAUGCAAUGAGUACACUGCUGGUGUCCUGCUGUGCUGGAACAUUUGUGGAAGUGAUCCUUCCAGAAUAUCCUCAGGAAUAUACAGAUGUUUCCUUCCACCUGGUGAAAACCAAAACAAAGAACAUCACAUUCCAAAGUUGCAAGUCACAGAUCCGCAGGGACAUGAACUUGAAAGAAAGAGAGGAAUGGAAGUUGAAGAAACUAGAAAGAGAGAGAGAAGAGAUGGACAAAACCAAGAAAGAGAAUCUUGGAACAGAUAUUGAUGAAGAAACAUUUCUAGGUGGUUCAGAAUGUGAAGAGGAGUUGGCACCACUGUAUGUUCCUGAAGUGCCCAACACAAUUCUCUUUGCUCUGUACACUCCAAAGGAUACAAUAUGGCUCUCUGUAGCUGGCUAUGAUGCAGGUUACAUGUAUGAAUUUGACAUGGAUAAGAAGGAACCUGUGUGUUGCACUGUGAUAGCAGAUGCUGAUAAUAUUGAAAUUUACAGCUACCUCUUCAACCACAAUAAGAAGUAUCUAAUACUGGGCAUGCAAAAUGGACAAAUCCGAGUGAAUCGCGUUAAUCCAGACAACCAUGCAGACUUGUCUGAUUACUGGCUCUACUCCAUGCACGAUAACACAAAUGGAAGAAUUCGCCGCAUGUGUUUCAACUAUGAUCACCAUUUCAUGUUCAGCUGUGGAGAUGAUGGCAAUAUCUUUUCAUAUCACGUGAACUUUGAAGAUGAAUAUGAUUAUAUCAUACCCUCGAAGGAACAUAUUGCAUCUCCUGGAAUUCCAAUUCAAGAGAAAGUUUCAGACAUUGAAGACAUAAAAUAUCUAAGUCUGGAAGAAACAAAAGCCAAGGCUGAGCAUGACAAAAGGAUAGCAGCAGCCAAUCAGAGAAAACAGAAAGUUCUCCAGAGAUUAGAAGAACUCAAAAUUAAAUUUGGGGAUAUUAUCUCCAGGAACAUGAGGUUGCCAGAGUCUCAACGGAUUCCUAGGUGUGACCUGGAAAUACAUCCAGACAUUACAAAAGAUUUGGAUGGCACACUUGAGCAGGAAAUCGAUCUUGUGAAACAAAAGUUUGCUUUUGAAGUGGAGAAGAGUAGACUGGGGCUACAGAAACUUCAGGAUUACUUCAUAAAUGUGCUAGAUUCUAUGACAGUCUAUGUCUGUAGUAUCAGAACAAAUAAGAGAGUGUCCACAUUUAGACAGAGAAAGCUUGGUAAGGAAUUUGAUGAUGCAAAGGCAGCAGUGCAGUUCAAAAUAGAAGAAGCUGAAAAGAGAGACAAGCUGGAGGAUUCUUUAAGGUCACAUCAAAUCCACAUAGUACAAGAAGAAGCACCAGAAGAGGCAGAAAGAAAAAUUCCUCAGAUGGAAGCUUUUCUCAGAGCAGUUCCAACCAAUACUCCUGAAUACAAAGCCAACAAAAAGUUACAGAGACUGGUAAAAAAAUAUAUGCAGAGAAAACAGAGAGAGGAACAAAGGGGGCAUGAGUGGGAUGUGCUUCUUAAACAGAAGCCUGAUGAAACAAAACCGCACCCGGAUGACAUAGCAGCUAUCACAGAGGCAGAAGAAGCUAUUGGAGAUUACAAGCUGAAGUCAGCACCAAAUUACAGGGUGCCUAAUCAUUUACGCAUGACAACAGUCAAGAAAUAUGACCAACUUCUUGAAGCAAGAAAAAGACUAUUCCUGAUCAAAGACAAUUUCAACAGGAAGGUUUAUGAUCUUCGGAACAAGAAGACUGUACUUAUAGAGAGUUUCAGUGAACUUAAUGCUACACUUGAAUGCAUCCAUAAAGAACUGGAACCAGUGCAAAGAAAGUUUCUAUCUGACAUUCCAAAGUUUUAUGAAGAACUUGAGUUUCCAGAAAGGGGAACUAAGCUGACUGAAGAGGACAAAGAAGCAUUAAUGGCACAGAAAUUACAGUCAUCUGACUCUGAUAAUCCCAUGACAGAUGGCGCAGCUGGUGAUACAGAACCUGUAGAUGAAGAGUAUGAGGCUGUCCUGGGUUCACACUAUCCACAAGCUGAAGUAGGAACAUUACAGCAAAAUAUUUGCAAGCCAUACUUUGCAAGCGAGUGCCAUGUCUCAACAGAACAGCUGGGAGCACUGGCCACUGAAGAUAACACUGUUACAGCUUGGGAGACUGAGCUGUGCAAAUGUAGGAUGAAGAGGAAACUCUACGAACAGGAUCAGAUAUUGACUGAAGCAGGAUUGAAAAUUGAAACUUUUGACAAAGAGGUUGAAGAUUUGUCAAACCUGAAGAUAAGAGUUGCAGUAGAAGCAAAGUUUCUCGAGUUGCAUUUACUCACGUUGCAACAGGAACUUAUUAUUCUCAGAGAUUUUGAAGAUGUGGAAGAUGAAGUAUCAAAUAGAGUUCUUAAUUCAUUAAAAGAAAAACAUGAGCUUGAAAGAAUGAUUAAUGACUUGCAAAAGCAAGUUCAAAUAAAGCAAACAGAAAUUAAAGCCCUGCUAAAUAAAGAGGUAGAAUUUCAAGAUAGGUUUCAGAUGGCAACGAAUAACAGCAAGUUUUCUGACUUUUUGAGAAAGAUUUACAAGUAUAAACCAUCAAGAGUUCGAAAUGCUGAAGACGGCUCAGAAUUAAGCAACUGUUUAUCAUCCUCACCUUCAAGCAGCAAUGAGUCACUUGAUAACACAGCCAACACUGGGUCAGAGGGGCUUGGUCCAGUCACACUGCAUGAAAACACGUGCCCUGAGGGAUGUGCGCAAGACCUCUACAAUAUGACGUUUGAGCUGAGAGCUGAACGUCAUGGCUGUGAACAAGAACUUAUUGAAAUAAGGAAGCAAGUAGAAGCACUGAAGAAAGAACUGGAACUGAGUCUAAACAAGAUAAAAUCUGUGGAAGAAACACUCAAAAUUAACGAAGAAGAACUGGAAAUUCUUGAGACAGAAAAGCAACAGAAGUUAAAUGAGGUAGAGUGUUUGGUUGUACUGAAACUUAGUCAGAUCCAAAACUUCAAAAAGGGUACCAACACCAUGGAGAAUCUAUCCAACAGUCUGCUCUUCUCACAGAAAACACUACAACAGCUGUACUCCCGUGCAGGAGAACUGAAGAAGGAGACAGAAAUUCAGAUGGAGAAACACACGAAGAAUCAAAAACAUUUCUGCAGACUGAAGGCUGACUGCCAGCAUAUGACAGAGAUGAUUCACAAACUGAAGGCAGACAUAAAAGAGGGUAUGCGAAGGAAGUUUGGUCAAGAAAUUGACCUCGAUGAGUUGGAAGAGUCAGUCUUGUGGAGACUUGUGGCUGAAAUGAAAUAUUCCACAAAAGACAUAAAGAAGGCAUACGAGAGGAGGAUAUUUGAAAUGCAGGCUUCCCAGGGUACACUUGCUUUGAAAUGGUCUCACCUGGAUCCUAAUUUAAAAGAUGUUCCUAUCCCCCGUCUGAGUAUGAAGAUACAAUUUCCUGCUGUGACUCAGUCAUCAUUAGCAACCACUGCUGACUGCCUCCAAGAAAUUAUUCAAGUGUUCUUCGUCCAUCACGAGAAACUUCGUGAAAAGCAAGAACAUCUCUCUAGAUAUAUACAAGAAAAUACGGAGAAGCUACAUUUGCUGACCACCUUGGAAGAAGAAAAACAUAAUUUAGACAAGUUAUUAAGAAUUCAAGCCUCCAAACUAGAGGAAGCUUCAGAUGAGAACCAAGACCCAUAUGCAUCUGAGAUUGAGAAACUGAUUCAAAUUAAGAAACGCCAAGCUCUCGAGAUUGAAAGUUUAAAGAACGAAAUAAGACUGCUGAGUGUGAAAAGCAAACCACUGCCACCUAUUCUGGGGACUCUGGGGCCCGAAGCAGAGUCAGGACAGCCUCUUCCUACAAUGCCCGAAGAAACGUCUGCAGAAGAAGAGGAAGGAUCAGAAGAGAUGGACCUUACUGGUAUACGGGGGAUUCUGAACAAAAUAACUCAAUCCAUUCCUGCAGAAGCUGGGCACACAUUAUCUGUGCAGCCAGAAGGUGGUGGUGUUCAUCAGAUUCUAGCAGAAAUAACAGAUAAUUUAAAUUCAAGAGAACCCUCUAUACAUGACAUCACCACUGUACAAGAAAUAUUUAAUGAAAUCAAACAGAAAUCUCAGUCUAUUACGGAUAUAAUUCAUGCAGUAAGGAACAUGGUUCAUAACAUUGUUGCAGGUCAAACUGCCGGAAAAAGUCCAGAAGAGAUGUCAUACAUCCUAUGCAUAGUACAAGAUAUCAUUGACAAGGUACAUAACUCUUCCAGCAGUGAGGAGUCUACACACACUGUAAAACAUAUUCUUCCCAAUAUAAUAGAAAAAAUUACAGGAAGACAGCCUACAGAAGGAGAUCCUAAUGACACUGAAGGAAUUCUUCAGUGUGUAGCACAGCAACUUCAUUCAAGUGAAGUUUUACUUAAUCCUAUUUUUGCUGUCCAGCAGAUCAUAUGUGAUGUCAUUAGUGUCCUUCAGGCCACAGAAAUAUCUACAAAUGAGAAACAAGAUAAGGUCAAGCAACUACUGGAUGAUGUUACUGGCAAAUCCGCAGAAGACUCGACAAAUUGUACAGACAGUGUCAGAAACGUUAUCAGAGAACCGGUAGAAGAUAUUACUAGAUUAGCUCUAGCAGAGAGUGACAAUGUUCUUACUGAAAUGGAAAGUCUAAGAGAAUUUAAAGACACUGCACAAGGAAAGGAAAUUCUUCAAGAAACUUGUGCAGAGGUUCUCUCUCACAUUAAAGAAACUUCUGACAGUGAAGAAACUGAACAAGGCACUGAAGAUGCAGAUGACCCAGUAUCAGAAAAAUAACAUGAUCAGAACUGUAAUAGAAUGAGAAUGCACUCCAAUAAUUUUGUUGAAACAAAAUGACAUACAGGAUUCACACAGCCUUUCAAGAAGUAAAACAUUAUAGAAAAAUAAUGAACAAAGUAUGUGGUUGUAUAAGCAGCCUCCAUAGUCUAGGGGUAACGUUUCCACCUCAUGACUCAAGGUACGUGGGUUCAAACCCGGUGGAGGU
Molecule: messenger RNA, 6993 nt
Organism: Cryptotermes secundus
Lineage: Eukaryota; Metazoa; Arthropoda; Insecta; Blattodea; Kalotermitidae
Product: cilia- and flagella-associated protein 44
Exons: 29
Coding region: 312-6785 (2157 amino acids)
Molecular function (GO): protein binding
Source: RefSeq, a predicted model, not a curated record